CAUUAAACAGAAGAAUGAAGUCGAUCAUCAUUGCGUUCUCAAUUGUAGCUAUUGCCUACGUGUUGUCAGAGCGAUGUGAUCAUAUCGAUGAUUGUGCCGAUACCCAGUGUUCCACUAACGCAUCUCACGUAGAAUGUGAACACCAUGUCUGUACCUGCAUGGCUGACGCUAUGUCAUGUAGUAAUAGACAAGAUUGCGUUAUGAUGGGAAGGUGCCACGAUAAACAUGAAGAGUUCCACUGUUUGGAUGGCAUGUGUAGAUGUAUUCGCAUGUAAUCAUUUAAA
This is a messenger RNA of Saccostrea echinata, 284 nucleotides long. Its product is annotated as serine protease inhibitor Cvsi-2-like. The record is from RefSeq and is a predicted model, not a curated record. The transcript has 3 exons. Bases 15 to 275 code for a protein of 86 amino acids. Lineage: Eukaryota; Metazoa; Mollusca; Bivalvia; Ostreida; Ostreidae.